CCGAUGAGGGUAGAGUUGACGAUGCUAGGCUGACACAUUCGAGAUCACCCGCGCAUGUUUCAGGCCCUACAACCGGGAGAUGAGAGACGGCUUCGUGCCGAAGUAAGAGCUCGUGCUCUCGCAGCAGCCAAAGAUACAGCACUAGUUGCAAGUCGGGUGUUGGCAGCCGCAAACACCGCAGCUAGGGAACAGGCUGCAGCAGCAGCCAGAGCAGCAGCAAUGGCUACCACAGCAGCAUCCUUUGCUGCAUCCUCGUCUGGGACCCAGUUGGGGAUGCCCCCAGGGUCCACGGGUACUUACGGGUCAGUAGGUUCCGGUCAGUCCACAAGUCAAAUGGCGGGCUCGCAGUUCAGCCCGUUGACCCCACGCGGGAGGGAGCUUCAAGAGCUCCAGCAAGUCGAGAGGAUCCGCGCACGGUUAGAGAGGGAACUGAAACAAGCAACCAAUAGAGAAAAGGAGAUCAAAAAUGAAACAGCCAAGCUUGAUACGUUAGAGGCAGACAAAGCUGCAUUAGAGGGUUUGGAUGAGUCAGCUAUGUCUGACCAAAUGAAAGUGUUGAAGGCCAGCAUACUGUCGCUGCAUGCGCACGUGGACAGCAGGCUGGACUUCAUGCAGAACUCUUUGGACCAAAUCUUGGACCUUUUGCAAAGGCCAGGAUUACGGCCAGCAGCACAGUCGCCGUUGCCGUUAACGGCGAUGUCAGGCCCCUUUCCGGUACAAGCUAGCACACAGGCAAGUGCUAAGGCCAGUAGCUUAAUAGAAACCUAUGGCUGCUUGUGCGCAUCAACGUUCUAUAAUUAUUAUAAACAGAACCAAGAGGAGGGUAUGCACCUAGUGUAUGUCUCUGAGAAAGGGGAGGCCGUUAAAACACCCCCAGAGAUAGAACACGUCGUUGCUAAGUUCCAUGAUUUGUUCACAGAGCCCACAAGAGUCGUAGAAAGGGAGAUUGUCCACGCCAUAGAAAUUAUUCCAGGGAGUAAAACCCCAACGGGAAGGAUCUAUAGGAUGGCUCCGGCCGAGUUGGACAAACUUCGGCGACAACUGAAAGAGCUGUCAGAAAAGGGAUGGAUACGGCCGAGUACUUCCCCCUUCGGAUCUCCAGUGCUAUUUGUACCGAAGAAGGGGGGUACAUUGAGGAUGUGCAUUGAUUACARAGGCCUCAAUGCCAUCACAGUGAAAAACGCAGAGCCUCUACCUCACAUAGACGACCUAUUGGAUAGGGUGCAGGGAUGUAAGUACUAUAGCAAGAUAGACUUAAAGUCUGGUUACCACCAAAUUGCUAUAAGACCUGAGGAUCAACACAAGACUACUUUUCAGACCCGAUACGAUCUAUAUGAGUUUGUAGUGAUGCCCUUUGGCCUUUGCAAUGCGCCGGGUACAUUCCAGCACGCCAUGAGUAGGAUCUUCCAUGACUACUUAGAUAAGUUUGUCGUCGUGUACCGUGAUGAUAUUCUUAUCUUUACUAAGUUUGUCGAGGAGCAUGCACAACAUGUUGAGACUGUAUUUUCACUCUUGCGACAACCCAAGUAUAAGGUCAACCUAGAGAAAUGUGAGUUUGGAUGCACUAGGAUUUUGUACUUGGGUCAUGAAGUAUCCGCGGAAGGGAUUAGGCCGAAAGAUGCGAAGGUGGCUAGUAUCAGAAACUGGCCACGACCUCAGACUGUUACUGAGGUCAUAUCUUUCUUAGGGAUGUGCGACUACUAUAGGAACUUUGUGAAGAACUAUUCCACAGUCGCCUCUCCUUUGACUGAUCUAACUCGACUUGACACACCUUGGGACUGGAGUGAUGAAUGCGAGGCUGCUUUCAAACGAUUGAAGCAUGCACUCAUGAAUCAUGAGGUUCUCAUGGUGCCCGAUCCUCAGAAGCCUUUCAUUGUGACCACUGACGCAAGCCAAUAUGGCAUUGGCGCAGUGCUGGCUCGGCAGGAUGGGAAGAAGUUGAGACCGAUUGAGUACAUGAGCAAGAAAAUGCCAUCAAAGAAACUGGCGAAGUCCACCUACGAAAGGGAACUCUAUGCUCUCUACAAGGCAGUUGUCCAUUGGAGGCACUUUCUGUUGGGACAAUUCUUCUAUUUGAGAACUGACCAUCAGACCCUUAAAUGGAUCAAGACUCAACCGACUCUUUUUGAUGCACUCAAGCGCUGGAUUGAGGUCAUAGAUCAGUAUGACUUCAAGCUAGAGUAUCUAAAGGGAGAGUAUAACAAGGUUGCAGAUGCGCUGUCACAUAGGGCAGACUACCUAGGGGCACUAGUUUCAGAGUUUGGUGUAUCUGAGGAAGUAACUCAAUCACUGGUGGGAGCCUAUCAGGAAGACCCUGUCACGAUGGACAUCAUACGCAAACUUUAGGCAAAAGAUAAGGCCGCAGAAGAUGAGUUUGUGAUGGUGGACGGGUUACUCUUUCUUGAGAAGGCUGGGUGUAAAAGAUUAGUGGUACCAUC
Messenger RNA from Chara braunii, 2438 nucleotides. The record is from the annotation of a GenBank genome assembly. NCBI's taxonomy places the organism in Eukaryota, Viridiplantae, Streptophyta, Charophyceae, Charales, Characeae.